AUGGUUCGUGUGAUCAGUCAGAACUUUAGCCCUCCUAGAAGCCGACACAGUUCUGGAGAGACAGACAGAGACCUGGCAGAGAGAGCGAGCCUGGCCCUGUCAGUUCAAGGAAGAAAACGGGUUGAAACACCUGAAUUUGAAUCUUCCAGCGAUUCGUAUUGGGAUUCUGAAUUAGACGGUGAUCAGUGUGAUGUGGCUGGAUGUGAACUUGCUGGGGCAGCGAACGACAUCAACGGGAACGAAGCUGUGGAAAAGUCGCAAGAUGUCCAUAGCAAGAGAAAGGAACGGCGCCGGGAGCGAAACAAGUUAUCUGCACAAGCCUACAGACAGCGCAGGCGCAGCGAACAUGUCAAAGCUCAACAGACAUUAAUGGAACUUGAAGCAAAGAACAAGGAGUUGCACACAAUUGUGGAGACAUUGGAGAAGGAGACUGAGCGUGUGAAACACUUGCUCCGGGGACCUUCUUUUCCUACUGUUGAUGUUCUUCAGCCAAUCAGAGAACUUGAAGGAGCAACUGCCGACAUAUCGGACAUAGAUACAGUCCAGAAUAAUCCCCAGUCGGUGAUUCCUAGCAGGUCGCACAUGCACACAUCAUGUUCCAGCCUUGGUGCGACCGGUUUCCUUCAUUCAGAUCCAAACCCUGCCCUUCAGCUUCCCAGCUUUUCCAAGAAGCCACCACAUCCUCCUGUCAUUAAAGACCCCCGCCAGCAGAUGCCUAUGAUGAUGACAAACACUGCACCAGAUUUUUCCGGUCCCACAUCCAGUAGGCCAAACCCAGCAAUGUGUCCACCACUGGCUGCAAAUUUUCUUUUCAACACAAAUAUUUUGAUUGAUGCCACAGCCUGCACACCAGGUUCCAUCACUCCAACAGCUAUCCCUGCUCUCCUAGUGCCUGUUGAGAACCACAGUCAGGCCUACCCUAGUUCCAAUCUCAACUGCAACCUCUUGCGAACAUACUCCCCAGGGAACCACUCCACAGUUGAUGCUGCUAGCCAAGAAAGUAAACCCAGUUGUACACACCCACCAGCUGACCCAUACCCAGUUAUUAAUGCUGUUUGGUGGAACAGAACCCAGAUAAAACCCACUCUUGGCCCCGUGCCUGGAACCCUGGUGGGUCUAGUUAACAUGGGACUGUGCAAUAGUAACAACGUGAACAGCAGCAGGGUUGAAAGUGAUGACACAAACGGAAAUAAUAACUGUGAUAACAACAUCAACAUUCAAAACCAUCUUACAUCUCAGCCUGUGUCUUUCAAUCUCAACCAAGCCCAGGCUGUAGAUCCAACUAGCCAGGAAGCAAUUUGUCAGAACCAAUUUAGUCUUAAAUAUCCAGUAGUACCUGUCCAGUAUUUUCUGGCACCUAGUGACCAGAUUUCUGUCCAGUAA
Molecule: messenger RNA, 1383 nt
Organism: Candidula unifasciata
Lineage: Eukaryota; Metazoa; Mollusca; Gastropoda; Stylommatophora; Geomitridae
Source: the annotation of a GenBank genome assembly